ACUCCUGGUCCUGCACUCUCCAAAGGGUAUUCCAGCUGCCUAUUCAUGUUGGGUAUGCCAGACUGAAAGACUAGCCACUGAACUCAGAGCUGAUCUGUCGAAGAUUCAGAAGGUUGUGGUAGCUUCUAGCUCUGUCCUGAACAAUUGGUUGGCACAGAACACAGAAGAGAGAGAGACUCAAGGUACAUGUUUUUGAAUGAUUUUAUGAUAAUACUUCCAAGUGCUCACAUGUUGAUUAUCAUUCUGGGUCCCUAAAGCAUGUUCAUGAGUAGAGUGAGUCUAGUUAAAAGAAAAUUGUUUGAGGUUCUGGUUUGAACUCAAGAAUGUGAAAAAAAAAAUUGGCUUGAAAAUCAGAUUUUAGACUUUGUUGAUAAGUGUGCACUAAUGGUUUUGUUAAGUGUUUCAGGUUCGUGGGCUAUUAAAUUUAUUUCAGGUGAAGCCCAUUUGUUUCAAAGCCCAUAAGAUUGCUAAGCAUAUUUAGGAGGGAAACAUUAGGGUUAAGUGCUAAACGUGGAAGUUGAAAGGUUUUCGAAUUUGUGCUUCUCUUGUUCUCUCAACUUCACGAGUUUGAAACCCUAAGCCAAGCACGAUCGACGAUAUGAAGUCCAUUUUCAGCGGAAUCCAGAAGCUUGUUUCGAGCCAGUCGCCAGAACCUGUUGCGUCUCCACCGGAACAGCAGAUUCCGACGGAAAUGCAGUCUCCGACGGACGAAGAGCAGGUCCCCAGUCAGGAAGUCGAGUCGAUGGAUCAAAUGAACCAGUCGGUCCCGUAUUCAGUCACUCUUCCUGAUUCAGAGGCUCAGGAUCUAGAGAAGCCUGAAUCUCCCAAAUCGCCAACGACUGUUGAUGGCGAUUGCGAUUCCUACGUAAACACUCAGAGAUCUCAACCGGCUGAGCGAAAUGAACCAAAUCGGGUUAUGGAAAUUGAAGACCUUUCCGAUGGUUCUGAUUCGGUUCAAGUAACCGGAACCACUGGACCAUCUGUCUCGUUUCGAGUACUGAAGCGUAAGCAGUUAGCCGCGAUGCCUUCUGAGCAGAAGAAGCGGCGUCAAGCGAUUCGAGGAAAAGGGGUGGCUGUGAAAGGCGAACCGUCUUUGGAAUUUGAUCAAACCCGGUUUGGAUCUGCUGUUGCUUUUCAGAGGUAUGGUUCGUUUCUUUCCCGGAAAUUGCAUGCUGAGGUGAACACUACUUUUGGUGAAAUUGAUGAGGUCAAGGAUUUGAUAGCUGCGGCUAGACUACUUAGGACUGUUUCCGAAAGCAAGCCUUUUGAUUCUCAAGUAGUGUAUGAGUUUUGGGCUAAUCUGCCGUCUGUUGAGCCUGAAACAGAAUCAAUGGAUGUUUUAAUCCGCAACUGGGUUUAUGAGUUCACUUUUGACAGGAUCAAUGCUCUGUUUGGUCUUGCAUCUGUGGAUGAACGUACAGAACAACGGCAUAUGGCUGAAGUGAUUACCUCAGACAUAGCUCUCUUUGUGUCAGGAGGUAAAGCCAAGGUCUUCAAGCAGUUCCAACUAUCUAAGGUUGAGGACAACAACACGAAAGAUCUUCUCAAGAUCUGUUGUACCAACUGGCUGCCUACCACCAAUGAUGGGUAUGUCACUCCUGAUAGAGCCAAAUUGGUUUACAAGGUGAUGCAUCAGAAGCCGUUUGAUUUUGGGAGGAUGGUCCUUAAGCUGAUCAUCAACAUGGGUGUGACCCCUGUCUCAAAGUUGUGCCUGCCGUUUCCCAGUUUGAUCUAUCAGCUGAUCCAGUCACAGCACCCUGUGCAUCCUGAUGUAUCUCAGCCAGUGCCAAAGUCUACCAAGAAGGGCAAAGCAAAGAAAGGACAGACUGCUGAGGUUCCAGUGUACUCUUCAGAUGAUCGCAAGGCGUUGCGUCGUGCUAUUCAGAUCAUGCAGCGUAUCAUCGAUGCAGGACUGAUUGAUUUGUGGGGGAGCAUUUGUCCUGGGGAGCAGUUGCUGUUGUUGCUGUUUGCUUUUGGUUGUUAGCAGCAAUGUAUUUUUAUUACAGAACCUUGUUUCGUUAGCUUUUAGCUUUUGGGUCUGUAAUAUGUUUAAACAUGGCAUUUUAGGAUUUCUUAUUUUGGGAUUUAUGCUAGUUAUAUUGCUAGAUGUUUUCCUUGUUGCUGUGUUUUGGUUUUGUCUCUCUGUGACUUUCAGGUUUAUCACAAAGGAUGAUUGAUUAUCAAACUAAGUAAAAACGGGGGAGAUUGAAGAUGCAGUUCCAGAACAGCUUGCUGUGAAGAUCAGGAAGCUGCAUCUGUUCAGACGCCUGAGACCACAUCAGACGCCUGGGAUCACAUCAGACACUUGAAGUUGCUGACAUGGAGUCGUGAGAUGACGUGGCAAAGCUUAAGUGGAUGGAGUGACGUGCUAAGGAAGAUUUAUUGCUUGGCAGCAAAGAUAGAGACGAAUUGCGUGUGAAGAUAUGGUGAAUAUUCUUUACAUCAAAUAAAGAAAGGAUGAGCUUGACAAGCAAGCAUAUUCCGUUUCGGUGAGAUCCUCGAAGAUCCUAGGGUUAGGGUUUCGGGUAGUUAGUAUAAAUAGUCUAGGGUUAGCCACGAGCCACUUUGAACACUUUAGACUCUUUGUACGUGAUUGUAAACUUCGAAGCUAGCAAAACAAAAAGCUGAGAAGGUGAGUGUUUGUUUUCUCUUGGGACUACACGGGUGUAGGAGAGAUAGGUUUAGUGCUCGUUCUUUAGUCGGGUUCAAUUCUAUUGGGAGGAAUAGAUUUAGUAAGAGCCGAGACAAAAUUGUAUCCUAGGAAAAGAUAAAUUUUGUUAAUAAAGAUCGAAAGAAAAAGCGUUUGCUUGGCGCGUUCCAAGCGUAA
This is a messenger RNA of Capsella rubella, 2827 nucleotides long. RefSeq lists its product as uncharacterized. The record is from RefSeq and is a predicted model, not a curated record. Bases 599 to 1984 code for a protein of 461 amino acids. NCBI's taxonomy places the organism in Eukaryota, Viridiplantae, Streptophyta, Magnoliopsida, Brassicales, Brassicaceae. The transcript has 2 exons.